UGGUACACGAACGCAGAUCAGUCGACGUAAACAACUCGCCCCUAUAGAAGGCUGCCUGAAUUUUUCCUAAUUGAUUGUAGAAAAGAGAGUUUGCGCAAUUUUAAGGGAAUCAUGGGGAAUGGGAACAGUUCUUUUACUCAGCUGGAGGUGGAUCGAGAUCGAGGAGGAGUAUAUGAAGACUGGACAAUGGCCCCAGGAGAAUUGGGAGAUGUUCCUGUGACAGUAUUCUCAGCUGCCCAUCCUCCAAGUUCCAGAAAGAGGCCAUAUAUUGAAAGGGCAUUGCAGGCCAGUCGUGUAUACAGACAUCCAGGACUACUGAAGUACAUCGAUGGUGGUAUUAUAGGGGAAGUUGUUGUGAUAACCGAAAGAGCGAAACCACUGCUACACCAUGACUUGGAUCAGAUGUCACCACUUCACAUCUCAGCUGGAUUGUUGUCCAUUAUAGAUACUCUGGUUUUUCUUCAUGAUAGGGCUGGUGUAAGUCAUAAUAAUGUCAGUGCUGCCAGUAUAUUCAUCACUAGUGAUGGAACAUGGAAGUUAUGGGGACUGGAGUAUUCCUGCAGUUUUGGGGAGCUAACUCGAGAUCACAUUGAGCACAUUAAUGGUUACUGUCAUGAAAAAUCAAUACCACCAGAUGAUAAAGCAAGAAUAACACCUGCGUACCAACAUGCUCGUGAUUCUUAUGCAUUUGCUUGUUUCGUAGAAGAAAUUUUAACGUCUGAUAGAGUGGCAGUUACGCCACCAGAUAUUGCCGGGGCAGAGGAGUUCGUUUCUUGGCUACGCAGCAGCGGCAAGAACAAAGACUGGGCGCAGAGGCCACGGCUGUCUCUUCUAGCAAACCACCAGAUCUUCCACCACGACUUUCUGAAGCUCCACCACAACCUCACCAAUGUUCUUCUGCUUUCGGAUCACAAUAGGGAAGAGUUUGUCAAGUCUUUAGCGGACUCCCUCUGCAAGUAUCCAGAGGAGCUGGUUUCAAGUACCUUGGCAGGAGCAUUAUUGAGUCGUCCUCUGCUAUUGCAUCCAGCAGCUGCAACCCAUCUUAUGCCCAAGUUGCUCAUACCUCAGUCAAGCUCAGAAAAAGAAGGGGAAUCUGGACUGUUUUCCCCAGAGGUCUUCCGUCGGGACAUUAUCCCACAGGUGGUGAGGCUCUACAGUGUCCAUGAUGCUACAGUGAGAAACAUUCUCCUCACUUUCCUCCCCCACUAUGUGUCGCUGAUUCCUGAAGACGUCCUAGCUAAUGAUGUUCUGCCAGAACUUCUUUUGGGUAUACGAGAUUCCAGCGAUACUCUAGUAACAGCAACACUACACGCUCUCGCACAUUUAGUUCCUAUCCUUGGAGCUAACAGAGUCAUAGGGGAAAACCGGCAGCAUCUCUUCACCACUGCCAAACCCAAGGCAGCAGCAAGUUUGCCAGUAGCGAAAGGAAUGGUGCCUCAUCAACUAAAAAAUAGUGAAGGAACGACCAAGAACGCCAAUGUUAAACCGUGGACCACUUCUUCCAAAAGAACUAAAUCAUCAGAACCCCCAGUGCCGCCACCAAGGUCCAUCUCCCUCACCCCAGAAUCAGUGAGCCAAGAUCCCAAAUUGGAAGAAGCUGCCUCUCUAGAUAGCCUAUCUGUGGAGAGCAUGGUCCUAACACAGAUCCCGGAGAGAAGUUCCCCAGAUGGUGGCGAAGACCAUAGCAGUUCCACCAACACCUAUGUGGGGGCUUCAGAAAUGGGAGUGACAGACACUGAUGCAUGGUCAGACUGGGAGGAGAUGCAGGACAGUCCAGCGCAAGAUUUCUCCGGGGCGCUGCUUGCCGUGAACCAAGAUAAGCUGAAGGGCUUUGAUGACUGGGGGAAUGGUGAAGAUGACGGGACCUCAGACGGUGAUUUGCUGAAAGAGAAUACUUUGACGAGUGUUGCGCCCUCAAAGAAAACCUGGUCUGAUCACACAAGCUCACAUGAAGUAAGAUACGGGGAUACUAGUCCGUAUCCAAAAUCUAGUUCAAGUAUGAAACUGAACAGUGUCGCACAGAAAAAUUCUGAGAAACCUAUUGAACUAAAGAGGUCUCAGAAUCUCGGAGAGGAAUACGAUAUCUUAGCUAUUAAAGUCAAUAAAAAACAUGAUGCAGAAAUGGACUUGUUUGCAGACAUUGCACCACAAUUUAACACAAAGAAGUAUGAUCUGGAAACAAUGCUAUUGGAAGCCACAUCCAAAUCUCAAGGAAACCCAAAAAUUAGAACUCUCUCUGUCUCUGAAACACUUGCCGGAACAGAUAGUAGUGCUGAUGUGGGGGAGGCUUGGGGAGAGGAAGGAGCCUGGGGGGAUCAGAUUGAUCUUCUCCUAGAGUCAGCUACCAGUUCGCCUUUAAAGGAAACCCAGGAGGAGAGUGACAGACUAGCUUCCUUUACCUAUAGUGACCUGCCUGAAAAAGUAGAUUUAGCCUUUGGGAAAGCUGCAAGUCAGUCUAAGAAACAAGAAGCAAAUGGGGGCUUAGCAGAUACAUGGGAUGAGGGAUGGGGAAGUGAUUUUUAAGAAGUCUUUUUAUGUUUUAAAUGUGAUCAGAGACUUAUUAUGAUUAUAGCUGUAUAUAAGACUAUAAAUUCAGUAUUUUUUUCCUUUUUUUUUCUUUCUAAGAGAUCAGUAUUAUUUUUUAAAAUCAUUAAGGAUGAACAUUGUUCAAAUAUUCCAAAGUAUGGUUGUAUUGACUUGUUUCUGCACAUUGUUUAACUAUUUAUACAUUAAUAAUUGCUGUAUAUACCUUAUUUACAUGCAAAGAUAUUGCUGAGGUUAUAAUAUAUUAAGUAAAAUAACUUUAUAUAAAGUCACCUAGAAGUUGAGUCAUCAUUGAAUAAAAUAAUGAAAGCAGAAGUAAAAGCCAAUGCCAAAGUAUUUACAAAUAUAAGGAAAAAAUCUGAAUACAAAAUGACUGAAGAGAAAUUAUAAGUUGCAUAUCAUAAAAUAUCCAUGUCUUCACUUUUAACCCACUCACACCAGAUGACAUCUAAGCACACUGUGGCAGACUGGACCUAAAUGCCAUGCAUGACUGAUCUAGAUCUUAGUUGUGUGCACAGGUAGGCUUAAUGUCUGUUUCUAGCCCCUUUUCCUAGUAAAUCAUGUAUGCCAUAGCCAGAAACAUAAAGAACAGGGUAAAUGUACACUUUUUUUCACUUGAGUGGCUAACCACUCGAAACCCAGCACUUGCGGUACAACAGGGAAAUCUCUCAAUAAGUGGGUUGAAUAGUGCUUAUUACUAUGUAAAUGGGAUCAUAUAGCACAAGAGUGCUGUCUACAUCACAUGAAGAAACUGACCUACAGAAUAACCAUUAAAUUUUAUGAGUUUAUAGUAUUUGUUUGUAGGUUCAUGUGGGGCACACUCAGUACAUUUUUCAUUGAAGAAUGUAUUAUGACGUGUAAGUUCCCAUGAAUGCAUAUCAGAGUGUUUUAACCUUAACUUUUUAUCUGUAAAAGUGUGCAUUUUGCAAACAUUUCUGUGACAAUAAUUUUCCAAGCAGCACAUAGUUGGUAUAUAUUAAUAUAAUAUGGAAAAAGUCUAUCCUAUAUAUAUGUAUUUGCGUGUGCA
Penaeus chinensis is the source of this 3571-nucleotide messenger RNA. Its product is annotated as protein-associating with the carboxyl-terminal domain of ezrin-like. Gene Ontology annotation, biological process: protein phosphorylation. Bases 112 to 2523 code for a protein of 803 amino acids. The transcript is spliced from 11 exons. Gene Ontology annotation, molecular function: ATP binding; protein kinase activity. The record is from RefSeq and is a predicted model, not a curated record. Lineage: Eukaryota; Metazoa; Arthropoda; Malacostraca; Decapoda; Penaeidae.